Molecule: messenger RNA, 855 nt
Organism: Pseudomassariella vexata
Lineage: Eukaryota; Fungi; Ascomycota; Sordariomycetes; Amphisphaeriales; Pseudomassariaceae
Product: formyl transferase
Exons: 1
Coding region: 1-855 (284 amino acids)
Biological process (GO): 'de novo' IMP biosynthetic process
Molecular function (GO): formyltetrahydrofolate deformylase activity
Source: RefSeq, a predicted model, not a curated record
AUGGCCAACAACAAUGACCACUAUCUCACUCUUUCGUGCCCGGACAAACCGGGCAUUGUCCAUGCCGUGACGGGACUGUUGGCCAAACACAGCUUGAACAUUUUGGACCUUCAACAAUUCUCAGACCGGACAUCGGAGAAGUUCUUCAUGAGAGUACACUUUGGCCAUGCGGAAUCGACGGCGCACAUCCAGGGGCCUAUGGCCGAGCUCAAGUCGGAGCUCAAGAUGGACUACUACGAGCUGCGGCCGGCAAGCGAGAAGCCCAAGGUGCUCAUCAUGGUGUCCAAGAUCGGGCACUGCCUCAACGAUCUGCUCUUCCGGACCAAGAACAACAAACUCGGCAUCGACGUGCCCCUGAUCGUAUCCAACCACCCGGACUUCAAGCCCCUGGCCGAGAGCUACAAUAUCCCCUUCCACCACCUGCCGGUAAACAAGGACACCAAGCUCGAGCAGGAACGCGCCAUCCUCGACCUCAUCAAGCAACACGACAUUGACUUGGUCGUGCUGGCUCGCUACAUGCAAGUCCUGACCCCCGGGCUGUGCGAGGCCAUGAGUGGCAAGAUUAUCAAUAUUCACCACAGCUUCUUACCCAGCUUCAAGGGCGCGAAACCUUACCACCAGGCCCACGAGCGCGGCGUUAAGAUUAUUGGGGCUACGGCGCAUUUCGUUACGGCUGAUCUGGAUGAGGGCCCUAUUAUUGAGCAGCGCGUUGCGAGGGUCGAUCAUGCCAUGAGCCCCAAGGAGCUGGUCGAGGAGGGCAGCAAUGUUGAGAGUCAGGUUUUGGCGGCCGCGGUGAAGUGGUGGAGCGAGAAGAGGGUUUUCUUGAACGGGACCAAGACCGUGGUGUUUAACUAA